AUGGUAAUGAUGCGCUACGUGCUGUGUAUCCUCGCUGUCCUGCUCUCCUGUGCGUGUGUGCACGUCCUCGCUGAAGAAGUGCCUGCCGCCGAUCUUUCCGACCAAGUCCCUGAUACGGAGAGUGAGACAAAGAUUUGCCUUCAAGGUACUCCUGAUGCCCAAUCUCAGUGCACUGAAGAUACUACUGAAUGUGCUGAACUUCCUGAAGGUAAGCCAUGUCAGAAAAAGGAAGAAGCUCCUCCAGCUAAAGUACCUGAGGUACCAAAAGAAGUUGUUCCUGAGAAAAAGGUACCGCCUGCUCCUCCUAAAAAACCCGAAGUUCCUCCUGUAAAAGUACCAGAGGUUCCUAAAGAGGUGGUUCCUGAGAAGAGAGUACCAGCUCCUUCUCAAAACCACGAAGUUCCUCCUGCCGCAGCACAUGAAGUUCAAAGUCAUCAUGGAGAUAAUGGUAUUCCUGGUCCUCGUGACGGAAUUGCUGAAACGGGUGACGCUGCUCUUCGUGGUCAAGAUGGUGAGACCGUCUCUUCCGGUUCUUCUGCUGGUGCUUCUGGUACUGCUGCUAAGCCAGCACCUGGUGAUUCUGCUAAACCUAGGGCAGAUCCCACUGAGGCUGAUGGUGGAGGUGAGGUGCAAAAUGAAGGGGACGGCAACAAUGCAGGGGGUGGAAGUGCGGCUACCCAAGGAAGUGAAGCACCACAAAAUUCUUCUUCUUCUCCCAACAAUACAACAACGGGGAGUGACGGAGCUGGGGAUACUGAAACAACAGAGAGCGGAACUCCAUCUGCAGGGAGUGAAUCAACAAGUAACCAAGAAGAGGUUGCCGGAAAUGCAGAUACAACCACUACCACCACCACAACAACAACAACACUUCCUCCUGAACUCACAAACAACAAGAAGGGUGAUGCAGACAGCAGCAGCAGUAUCAGCAGUUCUGUGUGGGUGCGUGUGCCACUACUGAUUGUGGUUACACUGGCCUGUAUUCUUGUGUGCUGA
This is a messenger RNA of Trypanosoma theileri, 993 nucleotides long. RefSeq names its product elastic titin. Lineage: Eukaryota; Euglenozoa; Kinetoplastea; Trypanosomatida; Trypanosomatidae. The record is from RefSeq and is a predicted model, not a curated record. The transcript has a single exon. The coding region runs from base 1 to 993 and encodes 330 amino acids.